Messenger RNA from Neoarthrinium moseri, 1632 nucleotides. RefSeq lists its product as uncharacterized. NCBI's taxonomy places the organism in Eukaryota, Fungi, Ascomycota, Sordariomycetes, Amphisphaeriales, Apiosporaceae. Gene Ontology annotation, molecular function: monooxygenase activity; heme binding; iron ion binding. The transcript has 3 exons. The record is from RefSeq and is a predicted model, not a curated record. Bases 1 to 1632 code for a protein of 543 amino acids.
AUGGUUGCAUUUUUGACGCCGGCGCUGAGAUUUGAGCACCCUCUGGUGCUUGUCUUGGCCGUGGCUGUAACGACGCUUGCCGUCGUCGCCAUCUACCGGACGCUAUGCGCAGACCGAUAUCCACGAAACCUGCCACGCAUAGGGGCUCGGGAAGGAGUCCCAUGGCAGCAAAUGAGAAAAAAAUUUCAGGCUGACUGUCUUGCGGUUUUUGACGACGCGUAUGAGAAUUACUCGAAAAGGGGGCAAUCAGUGCUGAUUCCAGUUUUCGGACCGAACGAUGAGGUGAUUCUCCCGCCGACGUCCCUCCAAUGGCUUGUGAGACAACCCGAAGACGUGGUGAACUCGCUCGCCGCGCAGGUAGACUCCAUUCAGCUCGAACAUAGUCUGGGUUACAAGUUUGCCUACGACCCUUGGGGUGGCAUGCUGAUCAAGAAGGAUCUCAAUUCGGCAAUGGAUGCGAUGUGUGCGAUCAUGAGCGACGAGCUGAAUGCGGCAUUUGAAGCAACUUUUGGCACAGAUACCCAAAACUGGAAAGAGCUCGACCUUUUCCCAACAUGCAGAAUGCUAUCCGGCCAACUUACACAACGGUUUACCGUUGGAGAUUCGCCGGAGGGUCUCAAGCUCGCGAGGGAUAAGUCAUGGGUCCAAAGCUGCUAUAACGUCCUAGACGGCAUGCUAGAUGUGGCUGGUGCUGCCGCAUCAUACAAGAGAUUUCUCAGACCGGUUGUCGCUCAAUGGACCAAAAGGGCUAUGCCUGGCAAGCUUGGUGACCUCAAACAGCGGUUUGAACCCCUGUAUCGAGAGAGAUUAAGCAUCGUUGAACGGAAGGGUGUCAACGAUAACAUACAGGGUCCUAGAGAUUUGUUGGGAAUGAUGAUGGAUUACGCGGUCAACGAACGACCGGAUGAGGCACUUAACCUUGACGACAUGGCGAAGCGGCUUGCUGUGAUGAACUUCGGUACCAUGCACCAAACUGUACUCACGCUGCAUAACCUGCUCCUGGAUGUUCUUGGGUCCGAUCAGGAGUUCAACACGGUGUCGGUUCUAAGGGAAGAGGUUCAGAGGGUCAUGGGUCCUGGUGAUCUUGGCUGCAAGCAGUGGAAUAAAGCCAAGUUCCAGGCGAUGACGCGGGCUGACAGUAUAUGCCGUGAGACGCUGCGCGUGCACACCUUCCUAGGCCGCGCGGUGCAGCGCCUCGUUGUCGGAAAGGAUGGGCUCGUAACAGAAGAUGGCAUCCGUGUACCUCAAGGAGCCAUGGUUUCCAUCCUGGCUCACCAGACACAGACAGAUGCCGACACAUACAAGGACCCGCACAAGUAUGAUCCUUUCCGUCAUUCACGCCGGCGAGAGGCUGCCGCAGAGCCUGGCACAGGGAAACCCGGUCUUCACAACUUGAGCUUCGUGGCUACGUCGGCGGAGAAUCUGCCCUUCAACCACGGCAAGCAUGCUUGCCCCGGUCGAUUCCUGGUGGAAUACGAGUUCAAGCUUAUCAUGGCAUAUGCUGUAAUGAACUACGACAUAGAAUUGCCCGAAAGCUAUGGUGGCAAGCGACCACCAAACACCUGGUUCGCUGGGUUUGGUAUCCCGCCUCUGGAAGCGAAGAUUCGAGUCAGGAGAAGAAGUCCUGGGUGA